Messenger RNA from Sinocyclocheilus grahami, 1022 nucleotides. RefSeq names its product allograft inflammatory factor 1-like. The coding region runs from base 165 to 611 and encodes 148 amino acids. The record is from RefSeq and is a predicted model, not a curated record. Gene Ontology annotation, biological process: ruffle assembly; actin filament bundle assembly. Gene Ontology annotation, molecular function: actin filament binding; calcium ion binding. The transcript is spliced from 6 exons. Gene Ontology annotation, cellular component: ruffle membrane; actin filament. NCBI's taxonomy places the organism in Eukaryota, Metazoa, Chordata, Actinopteri, Cypriniformes, Cyprinidae.
CGGUGGCGUUUAUAGCUGUAUUCCUGGCGAGCAGAGAGUGCAUCACAGGGAGACCUGCGCGUGUAAACAGCGGGAGAUUCCCUCUCUCCCACAGACCUUACCGACGCGAGCGAGCGCUGACACUACUCCACUGUCUCUCCGUUCUCUACCUACACCGCCCCAGCAUGCCUUCCAACCUGGAUUUACAAGGCGGGAAAGCCUUCGGGUUACUCAAAGCACAUCAGAGGGAGAAGCUGGAGGAAAUCAAUAAGGAGUAUAUGGAAGAUCAGAAGUACCGGGAUGAAGAGGAUUUGCCAGAGAAGUUGAAUUCUUUUAAAAAUAAAUAUGCUGAGUUUGACCUGAACGAUCAGGGAGAGAUCGACAUGAUGGGCUUGAAGCGAAUGAUGGAGAAGUUGGGUGUGCCAAAGACUCAUCUGGAGAUGAAGAAAAUGAUCUCCGAGGUGACAGGAGGUUGCAGCGAUACCAUCAACUACAGGGACUUUGUGAAAAUGAUGCUUGGCAAGCGAUCAGCUGUUCUCAAACUGGUUAUGAUGUUUGAAGACAAAGCUAACGGGACCAGCUGUAAACCCGAUGGACCCCCACCCAAGCGUGACAUCACCAGCCUACCAUAGAUGGCAUCCCUGCAUUCGCAAAUCCUGCCCAUUUAACAUUAGGGGCUAGGUUUCUAUAGCCUUACCUAGAAUCUUUUUGCCAAGGUCCAGGGAAAAUCUUAGUUCAUAGACGGACAAAAUUAAGAAAAAAAAGUGAAAGAUGUCUAUAUAUAUAUAUAUAUUUGCUGUGAAGAAGUCGAAGCACAAAGUGGCUUUUUUAUAAGUAAACAAAUGUAUAUAUUUAUAUGAAAAAGGUGUUUUUGAAUAGUGUUUACAAGCACAAAUCCUGUGGGUGAAGUACUAGUGAAGUUUAGUGUGUAACACUGCAAGUGUACUAAGAAUAGCGUGUACGGGAUGACAGAAUUGUAGCUUGCAAGGCAGAUUUUAAGAAUUACGGUUGAGAAUUACGAUUUUUCGUCCUCCCCCAUAAUG